Prosopis cineraria is the source of this 2813-nucleotide messenger RNA. RefSeq lists its product as uncharacterized. Bases 339 to 2444 code for a protein of 701 amino acids. NCBI's taxonomy places the organism in Eukaryota, Viridiplantae, Streptophyta, Magnoliopsida, Fabales, Fabaceae. The transcript has 16 exons. The record is from RefSeq and is a predicted model, not a curated record.
UUUCCCCUCACUCCCUGCUUUUCCCUUUCUCCUUUGCCUUUGAAUGUUUUACUUACAGUUUGCUAUUUCUGAUUCCCCUACUUUCUUCUGGCUUCGGUCAGGGUCACCACUAAGGAAGCUUCAACAAUUUCUUGACCAGAAAAACAGGAAGCUUCAUCCACUCUAAGCUUUCCACUUGCUGAACAGUUCACAGUUUUUUCGCGGGCAAGAGUGUCAGAAACAGCAAAACUGCAAGUGCAGACUUGUCUUUAUUAAGGCAAAAAGGAAGUUGCAAGAAUAGGAAGAGCUAAUCGAAUUGAUAAAGCUGGAAUUUCAGGAGAAAAGAUAAGUUGCAUGAGAUGAGACAAGUUCAGGAGAUGGCUGUAGAGUUCGUCAAUGCCCUUAAUGCCGCCGCCGCCGCCGAGACUGAAUGUGCUAAAUUGAGGAGGCUGCUGGAAGAAGAGAGAAAGCUUGUGCAAAGGCUUAAACAAGAAAAAGAAGAUGAAGCACAAAUGGCCAAGAGAAAAUUUGAAAGGAUGAGUCAACGAUUAGCAGAGGCUCAAAAAGAUGUUGAGUACGCUGCAACCAGAGCUGAUGUUGCUGAGAAUGAAUGGGUUAAGUUAAAGAGAGAAUUACGAGAAGCUCAAGAGCUUGUGCGGUUGCCAAGGCCAGAAAGUGAGGAGACAAGGCAAAUCGUACUGAGACAGGUUGACAACAAAGAGCAAGAGCUAGCCAAUGCCCUUAAUGCUGCUGCAGUUGCUGAGAGUGAAUGUGAGAAAUUGAGGAUAACGCUGGAAGAAGAGCAAAAACUUGUCCAAAGGCUUAAACUUGAGAAACAUGAUGAGGCACAGCUAGCUAAGAGACAAAUUGAAGGGAUAGGUCAAGAAUUAGCUGACAUGCGAAAAAAUGCUGAGUAUGCUACUACUAGAGCUGAUGUCGCUGAGAAUGAAUGGAUUAAGGCAAAGAAAGAGUUGCAAGAGCAGAGACAGCUUUUGCAAUUGCCAAAGCCAGAAUGUGAUGAGACAAGAAAAAGCACCAUGAGACAAGUUGAAGAGAAGGAACGAGAGUUAGCCAAUGCCCUACUUGCUUCUGAAAUUGCUGAGCGUGAAUGUGCUAGACUUACGAGAAUGCUGGAAGAAGAGCAAAAACUUGUACAAAGGCUUAGACGUGAGAAAGAUGAUGAGAUGCAGCUAGCCAAGAGGCAAAUUGAAGAGAUUGAUGAAGAAUUAGCCCGUGCUCGAAAAGAGGCCAAGUUAGCUCGAAAAGAUGCUGAUGCUGCUGAGAGUGAAUGGACUAAGGUGAAGAGAGAUUUGAAGAACAUGCAAGGGCAUGUCAAAUUUCUGGAAUUGCAAUGUCAAGAGAUAAGAGAAAGUGCCAGUAGGCAAGAUGAAGAGAAGGCACUGAAGUUGGCCAAUGCUCUUAAUGCUUCUGCGAUUGCUGAGCGUGAAUGUGCUAGACUUGCGAGAAUGCUGGAAGAAGAGCAAAAACUUGUACAAAAGCUUAGACUUGAGAAAGAUGAUGAGGUGCAGGUAGCCAAGAGGCAAAUUGAAGAGAUUGAUCAAGAACUAGCCCAUGCUCAAAAAGAUGCUGAGUUAGCUCGAAAAGAUGCUGAUGCUGCUGAGAGUGAAUGGACUAAGGUGAAGAGAGAUUUGAAGAAUAUGGAAGAGCAUGUCAAAUUGCUGGAAUUGCAAUGUCAAGAGAUAAGAGAAAGUGCCAGUAGGCAAGAUGAAGAGAAGGCACUGAAGUUAGCCAAUGCUCUUAAUGCUUCUGCGAUUGCUGAGAGUGAAUGUGCUAAACUUAAAAGAAUGCUGAUUGAAGAAGGAAAAACCGUCCAAAGGCUUAUAAUUGAGAAAGAUGAUGAGGCAGAACUGGCCAAGAGACAAAUUGAAAAGAUAGAUCAAGAAUUAGCCAAUGCUCGUAAAGAAGCUCAACAUGCUCGAAAAGAUGCUGACAUUGCUGAGAAUGAAUGGGCCAAGGUGAAGAGAGAGUUGAAGGAAAAGGAAGAGCUUGUCAAGCUGCUAAAGUUGGAAAUUACGGAUAUAAGAGAAGGUACUAUAAUGCAAGUUCAAGAGAUAAGUGAAGAAUUAGAUGCUGCCAGAAAAGAAGCUGAGCAUGCUCAAAAUGAUGCUGACAUUGCUCAGAAUGAAUGGAUUAGAGCGAAGAAACAGUUGCAAGAAAAGCUUGAGCUUGUGCAGUUGCUAAAAGUGGAAUGUCGGGAGACUAGAGAAAGUGCCAUGAGACAGGUUGAAGAAAAAGAACAAGAGUUAGCUGAUGCCCUUAAUGCUGCCACAGCUGCGUCAUCGAGUUCUGCUGCUGCCCGGGAUUGUGUGAUAUGUCUGACCAAUGAAAAGGACAUGGCUUUUGGAUGUGGACACAUGUCUUGUGAAGAAUGUGGGAAGAUGCUGUCCAUGUGUCCUAUAUGUCGGGAGGAGAUAACCCAUCGGAUCAAACUGUUUCCUGGAUGACAAGGAGUAUUUUAGUGUGCUUUGAAGAUGAUGCAAUGUGUCUGGACUGUGUUCUUGUUUCGGAUCAGAAGGAUACAAGCCAAAAGAUGAUAACUGUUAAUAAUGGAAUCAGAAAGAACGCAACCUAGCAAGACUUGUUUUAGUUGUGAAAAAGAAUGCCUCAAAUGUAAUCACCACGUGCGACUUUUUUCUUGUGCACCUCGUGUGUCUGCAACCAUUAGCUUCUUGAAGCCUUGGGUUGAGCCCAAAGGUAAAUGUAUGCUUUAAUUUAAUGUAAUGGAGUGUCGUGAGCAAAGAGAACUUUACUUUCUGAAUCUUUCUUAAUAGAUUUGGAAAUGGUUAAUUGAAGAUGAGGUGGCAUUAAGUGAA